Messenger RNA from Fulvia fulva, 1455 nucleotides. RefSeq lists its product as uncharacterized. Bases 1 to 1455 code for a protein of 484 amino acids. NCBI's taxonomy places the organism in Eukaryota, Fungi, Ascomycota, Dothideomycetes, Mycosphaerellales, Mycosphaerellaceae. The record is from RefSeq and is a predicted model, not a curated record. The transcript has 4 exons.
AUGGAACAUCAGACCUCAACCACACUCCUGCAGACAAAGAGACGAGUGACUCGGUACCAGUGUAAGCUGGUCCGACGCAUUCUUCCGUUCCUCGACCUCCCAGCUGAAAUCCGCAACAUGAUCUAUGACUUGGUACUCGGGUACGGCGGUAUCGAGGCCUACUUCGACGAGCUACAUGGAUACCUCAUGAGGCCGAGAACCGAAAGGCGUGGGCAGGGGCCUCCUCUGCCACACAAGCGUACACCGGCACUUCUUGUUCUGAACAAACAAAUCUACGCGGAAGCUUCGUACAUGCUCAUGAAGCGAGGUAUCACUUUCCACCACGGCCUUCUCACUGCUAGGGAUACGACCAGGGUCGUGAGCCCGCAUCUCCUCCGACAUAUCUCCUCGAUCCACAUCACCGACGAUGGCCAUCCUAUCAUCAAAGGCAGAAUCCUUCCAGAGUCCUGGAACGGAUACAUGCGCCUCCUGAAAGAUCUGGGGAAAAUACUGGCAAAAGGUCACAACCUCAAGAACCUCACCAUCCGAUUCGGCGACGACCGUCUGCAGGAACAUAUGACGGAGUGCGUGUCUACUAGGCACGACUGCGGCUUUCGUGACCAAAUGCGCGAUGCGAUCAACUCUCUCCGCCGGGUACACAACGUCAAGAAGGUCACGCUCAUCGGCAUCAUACCAGACCAGGCUCGUGCAAUGCAGGACCGUAUGCAGAACCCUGCCAUCGGCUUUGGAGACCUCCCGCGGGAACUUCGAGACUUGAUCUACGAACAGGCGGUCGACUGGCCAGACAUCUCCAAGUCAAUCAUCCGCGCGAUGGCUAAUUGGCCCGAUCAUGUUGUCCGCUUCCCAUACCCUCGCCGUCGCAUCACACCGACAGCUCUGCUACUCAACAAACAGUUCUCCGCCGAGGCUCUUCAAGCUCUCCGGAAGAAGCCCCUCAACAUCCUCCUUCCGUGCGACCAUCGUAUCACUGACCAAGAGAAGGUGCCGAUGCUCACACGCCUCAUCUCUCGUCAGGCACUGAAGAACGUCGAGAGUAUCACCAUCCGCAUGGAGAGCUGGGAGUGGGUCUACACCAUUGAGCGGUCCUUUGCGCUCGCACUGGCAACCAGUCCUUACCUGAAGAGGUUCCGACUUGAGUACAAGGACACCUUGAAGCCUUCUUUCCUGUCGAGCGUGCACUACCCUGACAAUAAGCUGCACCUCUGCUUGAGGGAGCUGAAGCGCAUCCGCGGCCUGGAGUCGGCGACCUUCGAAGGCGAUCUCCCAUUGUGCUAUGCCGAUCCGCUCUCGAAGAUCAUGACCUCUCCACGCUACACCCGAGAGCCGCUACCGGAGCUCAAGGCCAUCAACGAGUUGGGCGAUAUGCUCAUCAUCGACGACUCGAAAGAAGACGAAUCACGCAGACACCAGCCGAUUUCGGCUGCAUAUCUGCCGGAGGCUACUACUCUCAACUGA